Messenger RNA from Parasteatoda tepidariorum (common house spider), 432 nucleotides. The record is from RefSeq and is a predicted model, not a curated record. Lineage: Eukaryota; Metazoa; Arthropoda; Arachnida; Araneae; Theridiidae.
AUGAUUAAUGUGUUUUACACUAUUUUUUUUAGUGCCGGACAAAAACAACUGGUGUGCUUAGCUCGAGCACUUUUGAAAAACACGAAAAUUUUAGUUCUGGAUGAAGCAACAGCCUCGGUUGACAUACAGACAGACAACUUCAUUCAAAACACAAUACGCACAGCAUUUGCAAAGAGUACAGUUAUUACAAUAGCACAUAGGCUAAACACUGUACUAGACUACGACAAAAUCGUUGUUUUGGAAAACGGAACAGUGUUAGAAGUUGGAAAGCCUUCAAUUUUACUUCAAGACAAGGGAUCGAGAUUUCACGAAAUGUGCGAAGAUGCAGGACUUAUUUAACAACAGUAACAUAUCAACAACAGUAUUUGCAUAUCUUUCAAGACGAUAAUGUUUAAAACGUUCGCCGCGCAUAUUCAGCUUUAAAUUGUGCAU